Molecule: messenger RNA, 837 nt
Organism: Dermatophagoides pteronyssinus (European house dust mite)
Lineage: Eukaryota; Metazoa; Arthropoda; Arachnida; Sarcoptiformes; Pyroglyphidae
Source: RefSeq, a predicted model, not a curated record
GAAAUAAAAUUAGUUAUACUCUCUCGCGAGCGCUCGCAAUAAGACAAAAUGAUGGCCUGUUGUUUGUUGACAUAAAUCAUUUUUAUUUUUCAACAACAACCGGAAUCAAGGUAAUAUCGCACGCACACCAAAGAUCACAAGAUUUUUGUGUUUGUAAAAAUUUUUGAUUAUUUGAUUUGUAAAUUAUCAUUAUAAUUAAUGUUUUGAUCAAGAAAAGACAUUCAUUUUUCCAACAAAACAAAACAAAAUCAAGAAAACAAAACUGUAAUGAUGGACUAUGAAAUAUCAAAACCAUUCAUGUUUCCCGUAAAAAAAUGGUCACUUAUAAUAUUAUGUUCAUUGAAUAUAAUCCUGAUGAUUAUUUAUGCAUCAUUAUCAAAUUUAUUAGCAAAUCGUUAUCUAUAUGAUUAUGAAAUUGAUCGUGAUUAUCGUAUUGACGAGGUUAAGAUGACUGUCAUUAUAAUAUUAUUAAUGAUAUCAAUAUUUUCAAUAUCAUUUUCAAUAUUGGGUAUUGUUGGUGCUGUACGUGAAAGUUUUACAAUAACAUUUGUAUUCACAAUAUUGGCUAUUAUAAAUUUUGCUGCAACAUUGGGUAAUUCCAUUAAACGUCCAUAUUAUAUUCCAUGUGCAAUUUGGGCUAUGUUGAUGAUCAUAUCGGCUGUAUUUUUAACACGUGAUCUGCACCUGUGUAAUCAACGAAAACGUAAUCGUAUCUAUCAGAAUUGAAUUCAGGGAAACAAUUUUUUACAAAACUUUCAUCAAUCAAAAUCAAAAUCAAUUUUCUUUUUAUUUAUUUCAUUUUCAAAUUUUAUAAAUUAAUAAUAAUCUUUUGCACCA